Messenger RNA from Gambusia affinis (western mosquitofish), 1257 nucleotides. Its product is annotated as protein yippee-like 5. The transcript is spliced from 3 exons. Bases 171 to 533 code for a protein of 120 amino acids. NCBI's taxonomy places the organism in Eukaryota, Metazoa, Chordata, Actinopteri, Cyprinodontiformes, Poeciliidae. The record is from RefSeq and is a predicted model, not a curated record.
CUGACGUAUUUGCUAACUUUACUUUCGUCGUCUAGGACGCUGUUCUCACGAAAACAAAGCAGAGAAGACGAAGAAUUAUAGUUUUCUAGAGGAUAAAGGCGAAGAGUGAGUUACAUUUCGAUUUGAAAAUACUUUUCAUUUAUCGUCUAUAUAAGUUACGAGUUGAGAAAAUGGGCCGCAUCUUCCUGGAUCACAUCGGCGGGAGUCGCCUCUUCUCCUGUGCCAAUUGUGACACCAUUCUGACCAACCGUGCUGAACUCAUCUCAACGCGCUUCACAGGGGCAACUGGCAGAGCUUUCCUCUUUAAUAAGGUUGUGAAUCUGCAGCAUAGUGAGGUUCAGGACAGAGUCAUGCUGACGGGAAGACACAUGGUGCGAGACGUCAGCUGCAAGAACUGCAACAGCAAGCUGGGCUGGAUGUACGAGUUUGCCACCGAGGAGAGUCAGCGAUACAAGGAGGGCCGAAUAAUCCUGGAGAGGGCAUUGGUGAGGGAGAGCGAAGGCUUCGAGCACGUUCCAUCGGACACCUCUUGAGUUUCUUUAUCCAUUGGUGUGCUUACCGUCAUGCAGCUUUUACCUCCAGCAGUAGUACACACCCUUGCAUGGACAGUGAUCUUUUUGUGAGUAGAGCUGCACCAGAAUAAAAUCCUGAUCUGGGUGAAAUCAGAGUUAAGGGUGAACUGUGUUGCUGUUUUUGCCCAUUUCAAAUUUCCUACAGAUUCAUUGCAUGCCCAGUAGGCUGCAGUGUUGUUUAGGUUUGGUGGGAGAUCAGCUGUUACUCCCAGAUGAGGAGGAUUUUCUCCUAAAUUAACGUAUGAAGUUCAGACAAAGGUUGGGCUUUAAGUUUAAUGACUGAAACAGUUAAGAUUAUUGAUGCAUUUUUGCUCCAGUUACCCUUGUUUAAAGGGUGAGUAACAAUUUCUUUUGAAACACAUAUUUCUAGUUCUUUUCGGUGUGAAUCUUUGCUUAUUUCGUUAUUUAUGCUGUUCAGAGAAACAGUUGUUAGUUUGGGCCUGUAAAAUUUUAUUAUUUUAACUUAUCGCAAUAAAAUGCAUUUCAGCAAAACAAACAUAACAUGCUUCGCAUCUGUCAGUUUCCUGCAACCAAAAUUUGUUAUUUAAAUAUGGAUUUCAGUGCACAGCUAAUACAAAGCUCGUCUUUCAAAUAUUACAUAAUUUUUUUUAAUGCCUACUUCAUUUGUAUUGUUUCAUUUAUUAUUUUUUAGAAUAACGUAAUAAAAUCCUAGUUAUUCCAAGAA